Molecule: messenger RNA, 666 nt
Organism: Capsicum annuum
Lineage: Eukaryota; Viridiplantae; Streptophyta; Magnoliopsida; Solanales; Solanaceae
Exons: 1
Coding region: 1-666 (221 amino acids)
Molecular function (GO): zinc ion binding
Source: RefSeq, a predicted model, not a curated record
AUGAUCACCACAAAUAUUGCCGAGUCGGUGAAUGCUAUGUUGAUUGACGAAAGGGAGUACCCCGUGGCAUCCAUAUUCAAUUCGAUUACCAAGAAAUUUGAUGAAAUAUUCAGGGAGAGGCGUGCCUACGGCCUCAAAUGUAAGGAUAACAAAUUUUUUUUGGCCGUCGAAAAGAUCUUAAGAGACAAUAUGAGCGAGGGAGACUCCUUCUAUUCAGAGAACAUAAGCGGGGACAAAAGGCAAUACAUUGUGUUCAGAAGUGGCUGUACGACCAAAGUCGACCUACUGGAAAGGUCGUGUUCUUACAGGAAGUUUGACCUGGUCAAAAUACCAUGCGUUCACGUGAUGACCGCUUUGCGAUUGAAGCAUGGUGAAGAUUAUAGUUUGAGAGUCUAUGAUUACUCUUCGCCCUUGUAUAAAGUGGAAGAGUACCUCCUUGCGUAUUCGGAAUCAAUUAAUACUGUCCCUUUGGAGUCCGAAUGGCACGUGCCACUAGAAUUGCUAGACGUGAACAUUAUUCCACCUUUCGUAUUCACCAAACUCGGAAUAAAGAAAAAAUGCGUUAAGGGCGUGGGAGAGACUUUCAAGUCAAAGAGGAGGAACAAGUGUUCACUGUGCAAGAGACCCGGGAACAAGAGAACCACUUGUAACAACAACAAAUCGUAG